GUGCUUCCUUUUCCGUUUGGCUUUACCCUGAAGAUCCAAGAUGGUACAGCGACUAACCUAUCGACGACGGUUGUCAUACAACACAAAAAGUAACAGGAGACGCGUGGUUCGUACUCCUGGAGGAAAAUUAGUAUAUCAGUACCUUAAGAAACCGAAGAAGAUCCCCAGAUGUGGUCAGUGCAAAGACAAAUUGAGGGGUAUUCAGCCGGCUAGGCCUAUGGAAAGGUCGCGAAUGUGCAGACGCAAAAAGACUGUUAAACGCGUAUAUGGUGGUGUUCUCUGUCACAAAUGCGUCAAGGAAAGGAUCGUCCGUGCUUUCCUCAUUGAGGAACAGAAGAUCGUUGUUAAGGUGAUGAAAGCACAAGCGUCUGCAAAGCCGAAGAAGGCAGAAAAAUAA
Molecule: messenger RNA, 397 nt
Organism: Habropoda laboriosa
Lineage: Eukaryota; Metazoa; Arthropoda; Insecta; Hymenoptera; Apidae
Product: 60S ribosomal protein L34-like
Exons: 4
Coding region: 41-397 (118 amino acids)
Biological process (GO): translation
Cellular component (GO): ribosome
Molecular function (GO): structural constituent of ribosome
Source: RefSeq, a predicted model, not a curated record